This is a messenger RNA of Strongyloides ratti, 2367 nucleotides long. RefSeq lists its product as hypothetical. Bases 1 to 2367 code for a protein of 788 amino acids. Lineage: Eukaryota; Metazoa; Nematoda; Chromadorea; Rhabditida; Strongyloididae. The transcript is spliced from 6 exons. The record is from RefSeq and is a predicted model, not a curated record.
AUGUUCAACAUACUUCUUGCUAUACCAAUAUUUUUGAUUGUUGCUAUAGUAUUAUUCUAUUUAAAAAUAAACAAAAAGAACGAUGAGCCAAAAAAAAAUAAUUUUAACAAGUUAGAAGCUUUUCUUCAAGAAGAGACUAAGAAAGAGAAAAAAAAGAACAUUGCCGUAAAAACAAAAAAAAUGAAGUCAAAAAAAGUUGAAAAAAAAGAAGAACCAAAACCAAUUGUCACUCCUUUCACACCUGCUGUUGUUAAAGAAGAAUCUUCUGUAAAAGUUAGUGCUAAUAAAAAAAAUGAUAAGAAAAUUCAGUCAAAUGAAGUUAUAUCAUCAAUUCCAAAUAUACCAGUUGUAGAGAAAACAUGUGUUAUAAAAUCUACUAGUACAGUAGAGAAUAACGGUAAAAAAGGUAAAAAAUCAACUACUAACGAAGAAAAGGUUGUUGAAACAAAAAUUACCGAGAAAACUGUUAGUAAAAUUGAGACUCCUUUAGUGACUGAACAAGAAAAAACAAAACAUAAGAGGUCUGUUGAAUCACCAAUGAAUAAUGUCGAUGAUGCCUUUAAUUUUUUGAUUAGUGUUGAUGGAAUUCCAGAAAAAUGCAUUUUUUUAAUUACUGGUGAACUUGAAAAACUUAGAUCUUCUGUUAGCAAUUGUAACUCUAAAAUUACUUUAAUUGAAAAACAAUUGAAAGAAAAAGAUGUUAUGAUAAAUAAAUUGAAAGAAUGUUCGAAAAAAGAACCUGACAAUGCAAAAAUUCUUGAAAAAUUAUCUGAAAAGAAUGCUGUUAUUGAGAAUUUGAAAGUUAAGCUUGCGGACUAUGAAGAAAAGUACAAUAUUUUAGAUGAUAUUUGUAGAACUCGACUUACUGCGAACGCUGGAAAUGACACAGAAUUAAAUACUCUUAAAGGCAAAAUAUCAACUCUUGAAAAAGAACGUGAUUAUUUAAGAAAUCAAGUUGAUUCUGCAAAAAGUGAAUUUGGAAAACUUAACAAUGACUACAUAAAUAGUGUUAAUGCAUUUAAAGCUCAGUUAGAUAAUUGUAAUCACGAGAUCAAUAGGCUUCACACUGAAUUUUCUUUAGCUACUGAGAAAGGAAAAAAUUUUGAAAGAAUGUAUAUUGAAGCGGAGCAUGCUAAAGCUAGAUUAGUUAAUGAAGUUCAAAUUGUUACCAACGAGUAUAAUCAAACUGAAAGUCAAAUUAAAGAAUUACAAGCUAAAUUAAAUACUUUUAUGUCUAAGGAGAAUGAAAAUCUUCAAAAAAGUGCAAGCGAGACUGAAAAUAUCAAAGCACAGUUUGAAAAUUAUAAGAAUGAAACUGAAAAAAUUAAAGUUGGAUUUGAAACAACUCUUAGUGAAAUGAAGCAUGCUCUAAGUACUUUGGAAAUGGAACUAGAUGAAAAUAAAAAAGAAAAUGAAAGAUUACGUAAUAGUCUUAAUGAACAAGAUAAUCUCCAAGAAAAAAUUAUUUCUUUGACUGAAACUAUUCAAAAACACAAAGAAAAUCACAAUCAGAUUGCUGAGUUUAGUGAAAAAGCUAAAGAGCUAAAAAUUAAAUUGCAAAAUGACAUUGCAGCUAAAGAUCAAGAAACUUCUAGAUUGAAAGAUCUCAAUAAGGAACUUAUUAUUAAAAAUAUUAGUCAGGCUAGAGAACUUCAGGAAUUAAAAAGUGAACUUUCAUCAGUUAAAAAAAAGGAUGAUACUUCUAAAAAUUCUGAAAAAGAAUUAGCAGAAGCUAGCAGACGUUUUAAUGAGGUUGUUAAAAUCAAUGAAAAUAUUAUUGAUGCUGUGAAGAAAGCUGAAGAUAAUUGCCAAAAAGCUAUUGCAAAGACAGAGGCAGAAGCUGAAGCAUCAAUAAAAUGUAUUUUUAAGGCUACAUUUGAUGUGUUGUACAAGUGCAAUAACUCUAUUUCAAAAGCACCAAAAACAUUUGAGCCUUCAUCAUACAAAAAUUGGUUAGAAAAAUCAAUCGAAUCUAUUCAACCACUUAAAAAAGAGGUUGAGGAGGAAAUAUCGAAAAAAGUUACUGAAGAAAGUAAAAUCAAAAAAAUUUUACCUUCAAAUGUAUCUGAUGUUGAUGAGCUUGAGAAAAAAAAUCAAAUUUACAAAUCUGUUUUACUAAAACUUGAGAAAAAAUUAAUUGAUAUUGAAAGAAACAUUUCUGGCUUUGAACAACAACAACACGAGGAGUUUAAGAACAAAAAUAAAUGUUCAUCCCAAAAGCAUUAUGGUUCUCAUACUAUGGCUAAUAAUUACAAGUUACAUAAAAAUGAGGAGUCUGACUGUUCUGUAAAUGGUGUAAAGAAAAAUUUCAUGAAACAAAAAAGUCAAGAAAUUAUUAAUGGAGAUGAAUGGGAAGUUGUUGAAUAA